AAACUGUCAUUUAUUUUCAGUUCACGUGGUUGUUCGCUCGGAAAUCCGGAAAAGUUUCUUUAACAUUUUUGAUUUUUUUUCAAAAAAAAAACGCGAGAAUUGUGCAGUGGAUUUUCGAAUUUCCCCAUCGUACGCCGAAAUCAUGUCGCUCGCUUUAGUUCCCGUUUGUUACGGCUGCAAAAAAUCCGCCGCCUUGUCGGUAUCCUGCACGGAUUGCCUCCGGAUCUACUGCGCCAACUGUUUUGGCUUGCAGUCCAAAAAUGCUGAGAGUGUGGAAAGUUUCGGAGCUCUUGUUUCGCUGCUUUCGGUUCGUGUGUGCUCCAAGUGUACUAAACCUGAGGAGCCCCGGGAAGAGGAGGAAUGCACUGUCAGGGAUGUAAAACCCUGUCCGUCGCAAUUGAUACCGCCGAUCGUUACGAAGGUAAAGGAGGAACCCUGCUGGUCCCAUGGGAAGCCAAUGAAUCUAUUUUGCUUGACGUGCGACGUGAUAAUCUGCGGGGAUUGUUUCCUAAAUGGGGCGGAGCACAUGCGGCAUCAAAUCGAUUUCCUGGAAACGGUGUUCCGCGAGAAGCGUUUGGAAACGCAACAUAAGCUGAACCGUCUGGAGGAAACGGUUGGCAUUCUGCAGCGGGAAGCGGUCCACUGCGAGACCAAUUUGGCCCUGAUUCAAUCGGCGGAAAAGGCGGCACUGGCCGAAAUCGACGCAAUUUGCGAGGAGGCUAAACUGAGCGUCAGUCGGCUGACCAUCAAUCGGAAGAGGAAACUGGAGAGUCGGGCCGGAUUCCCAGCGAAGAAGAAAAAGCUGACGGCCGCCCUGCAAGCGAUGAUCGAUCAGAUGAGUCCGGGGGAAUUUUUCCAGCAGCGAUCGACGGUUUACAAGCAGUGCGACGAGCUGCUGACCGAUUGCUCGCCGAAGGGAUUCCACGUGCUGAAGUUCGAGGAUGUUGGAUGUGAACUGGUGCCACCGUACGAAAUGCAGAAGUUCACGUUGCCCAACUUUGACGGUACCUUCGGCGGAUGGCCACAACACUUGAACACUUCCUGCGAUACAAUGUGGAAUGUCUUCCUGCGCAAAAACGAAUCGCUCUUCGUGAAGGUGACUCCAGACGAACCGGAGGCCUCUAAAUAUCCGUACAAACUGUUGGUACAAGUUCCCCACCCGAUGGACAUUCGCAAGAGCAUAAUGAAAACGUUCACCAUCCAUGGAGCUGCCAAAGAGGACGAAAUUGUCAGCGUUGAACAAUUGAAGGCGGAUGAUUUCAUCCGCCACAACAACGAGCUCGUGGUCAAGAUAGGACUGCGACCUCUGAAUGCGAUUACCGAGAAUCGAUUCCUUAAAAGCCGUUACAAGGCACUGACGACGACGAUUGCUGAACUGGAGCGACAAACGACCGUUUCCGGAAAGGACAUUAAUUGCAAGUACUGCAUUAUGUACUUCAACAUUUGUCUGAUGAAGGUGCCGAAGAAAAUUUCCGAACCGAGCCAUUCAGCCGAGUUGGUUGACCAGAUGGAACGGCAGUGGUGCCUCCGGGUGUAUCCCUUUGCGCUGACCCUGCAGGAAACGAACCUGAAGGUGUUUGUGGUGCUGCGCAAGGGAACCCGCACCAAGUGUCGCUACUUUAUCGAGCUGCUGCACGACGAUCCGGCGAAGAACUUUAUGCAGUGCACGGAGAGUAACUUCGAUACCGUUGAUGCGGGUUACGGGUGGCACAGCUUCAUGGAGCGGAAGCGCCUGCUCGCCGAUCCUGGUUUCUAUCCGAAUUCGGUGCUACGCUUCCGGUUCGGCGUGCAACCGAUCGAUCCCUAGAACGGCCGGUCAGUGACGACUUUUUAUUUGAAAGUUUAAGGGGAAUUUUCGAUGAAUCGAAUUUAUUCCGAGUACAUUUUAUGAUUGAGUUGAAUUCUAUGGUCGUGUAAUUAUGAUCUUCGGAAUAGCUUAAAGCUAAAUAGGUAAAUCAUAUUUAGCAUUAGAUAUUGUUAUAGACUUAACAAUUUUCUUGUUUUGAGAGAAAGAGAAAUACACGAUUUGAUAAAAAUUGCAAAAA
This is a messenger RNA of Aedes aegypti (yellow fever mosquito), 2045 nucleotides long. RefSeq names its product E3 ubiquitin-protein ligase TRIM37. Gene Ontology annotation, cellular component: aggresome; peroxisome. The record is from RefSeq and is a predicted model, not a curated record. The coding region runs from base 143 to 1807 and encodes 554 amino acids. Gene Ontology annotation, molecular function: tumor necrosis factor receptor binding; ubiquitin protein ligase activity; zinc ion binding. Gene Ontology annotation, biological process: protein autoubiquitination; negative regulation of centriole replication. Lineage: Eukaryota; Metazoa; Arthropoda; Insecta; Diptera; Culicidae. The transcript has 3 exons.